AUGGAUUAUCUUACUCCAACCACUUUACCGCAACCAAAAUUAAAAAGAACAAAUACUGGAUUUACUCCAAAUCAAAUUAUUGCAUUAGAUGCUUCAAUUCCUGAAAGUGCUAAACAUAUUUGGUAUAAAUAUUCUCAAUUAGAUUUAUUAGAAAAAAGAAAUGGUCAUGUUAAUAAUAAUCAUAAAAAAAAUAUAAAAUCAAUUGUUGAUAAACCAGAUAGAUUUGAAGAAGAAUUUGUUAAACAUGUUGAAACAGGUUUGGGUAGAUCAAUGUAUAAUUGUGAUGAUUUAGCUGCUUAUCAAGCUGCUUCAAAUACUAUUAGAGAUGCUUUAGUCAUUGAUUGGGCAAAUACUCAACAAAGACAAACCAUUCAAGAUGGUAAAAGAGUUUAUUAUUUAUCAUUAGAAUUUUUAAUGGGUAGAGCUAUGGAUAAUGCUUUAAUUAAUUUAAAAUGUGAACAAAAUACUAAAAAAUCUUUAUCUGAUUUAGGUUUUAAUUUAGAAGAUGUUUUAGACCAAGAACCUGAUGCUGCUUUGGGAAAUGGUGGUUUAGGUAGAUUGGCAGCUUGUUUUGUUGAUUCUUUAAGUUCAAAAAAUUAUAGUGGAUGGGGUUAUGGAUUAAAUUAUCAAUAUGGUAUUUUUAAACAAAAAAUUAUUGAUGGUUAUCAAAUUGAAACUCCUGAUUAUUGGUUAAAAUAUUCAAAUCCUUGGGUAUUAGAUAGAAAAGAAAUUCAAAUUCCUGUUGAUUUUUAUGGUUAUGUUUAUCAACAAGAAGAUCCAAAUACUGGUAAAGUUAAAAAACAAUGGAAUGGUGGUGAAAGAGUUUUAGCAGUUGCUGCUGAUUUCCCAAUACCUGGUUAUAAUACUGAAAAUACAAACAAUUUAAGAUUAUGGAAUGCAAAACCAACACAUGAAUUUGAUUUUACUAAAUUUAAUGCUGGUGAUUAUCAACAAUCAGUUGCAGCUCAACAAAGAGCAGAAUCAAUAACUUCUGUUUUAUAUCCAAAUGAUAAUUUUGAAAAAGGUAAAGAGUUAAGAUUAAAACAACAAUAUUUUUGGGUUGCUGCUUCAUUACAUGAUAUUGUACGUAGAUUUAAAAAGAAUCAUAAAACAAAUUGGAAAAAAUUCCCUGAACAAGUUGCUAUACAAUUAAAUGAUACUCAUCCAACAUUGGCAAUUGUUGAAUUACAAAGAAUAUUUGUUGAUUUAGAAGGUUUAGAAUGGGAUGAAGCUUGGCAAAUUGUUACAAAAGUUUUUGCAUAUACAAAUCAUACAGUUAUGGCUGAAGCUUUAGAAAAAUGGCCAAUUGAUGUUUUAGGAAGAUUAUUACCAAGACAUUUAGAAGUUAUAUAUGAUAUUAAUUAUUUCUUUUUAAAAUCAGUUGAACAUAAAUUUCCAAAAGAUCGUGAUUUAUUAGCAUCAGUUUCAAUAAUUGAAGAAAGUAAUCCAAAACAAGUUAGAAUGGCUUAUUUAGCAAUUAUUGGAUCCCAUAAAGUUAAUGGUGUUGCAGAAUUACACUCAGAAUUAAUUAAAACUACAAUUUUUAAAGAUUUUGUUAAAGUAUUUGGUGAAGAUAAAUUUACAAAUGUUACGAAUGGUAUUACUCCAAGACGUUGGUUAAGACAAGCAAAUCCAAAAUUAGCAGAAUUAAUUUCUGAGAAAUUGAAUGAUCCAAAUUAUGAAUAUUUAACCAAUUUAGGUAGAUUAAAGAAAUUAGAAAGUUUUAUUGAUGAUAAACAUUUCUUGAAAGAAUGGGAUGCUAUUAAAUUUGAUAAUAAAAGAAAAUUAGCAUUAUUAGUUAAAUCUGAAUGUAAUGUUGAUUUAGAUCCAACUGUUUUAUUUGAUGUUCAAGUUAAAAGAAUUCAUGAAUAUAAAAGACAACAAUUGAAUAUAUUUGCAGUUAUUUAUAGAUAUUUACAUAUUAAAGAAUUACAAUCACAAGGUGUAUCAAUUGAUGAAAUUAAAGAAAAAUAUUAUAUUUCAAAAGCUUCAAUUUUUGGUGGUAAAGCAGCACCAGGUUAUUAUAUGGCAAAAACAAUUAUACAUUUAAUUAAUAAAGUUGGUGAAGUUAUUAAUAAUGAUGAUACAAUUGAUAAUUUAUUAAAAGUUGUAUUUAUUCCAGAUUAUAAUGUUUCAAAAGCAGAAAUUAUUUGUCCUGGUUCAGAUUUAUCAAAUCAUAUUUCAACUGCAGGCACUGAAGCUUCAGGUACUUCAAAUAUGAAAUUUGCAUUAAAUGGUGGAUUAAUAAUUGGUACUGUUGAUGGUGCAAAUGUUGAAAUUACAAGAGAAAUUGGUGAAGAAAAUAUUUUCCUUUUUGGUAAUUUGGCUGAAAGUGUUGAUGAAAUAAGACAUCAACAUUUUGUAGAAGGUGUUCAUAUUCCGGAAACUUUACAAAAAGUAUUUAAUGCAAUUGAAUCGGGUAAAUUUGGUCAUGCAGAUGAAUUUAAACCAUUAAUUGAAAGUAUAAGAGAUCAUGGUGAUUAUUAUUUAGUUUCUGAUGAUUUUGAUUUAUUCUUAGAUGCUCAUAAGAAAUUAGAAAAAGAAUUUGGUCAUCAUGGUGGUGAUUCUGAAGAUGAUGAUCAUUUAUUUAGAUGGGUCAGAAAAUCAGUUUGGUCUGUUGCAAAUAUGGGUUUCUUUUCAAGUGAUAGAUGUAUUGACGAAUAUGCUGAAAAUAUCUGGAAUGUUGAGCCAUCAAAUUUAUAA
Messenger RNA from Insectozyma verbasci, 2703 nucleotides. NCBI's taxonomy places the organism in Eukaryota, Fungi, Ascomycota, Pichiomycetes, Serinales, Debaryomycetaceae. The record is from the annotation of a GenBank genome assembly.